GCAAACGUUCUGUGCGAGUGAAAUAGAGCAGACACAGAGCGAUCGGGUGGUGGCGAAAAUAUUCUAAAAUAUUGCCGAAAAACAAUGUUAAAAUAAGUGUGUAGGUUUAACUAGGCUAAAGUGCGUACUGAAAUUGCUAAUGUGACUGUUUUCCGCCGUUGGUAAUUGGCAAACCAUUGGUCGUUCUAUUCUGGGUAGGACGAAACGCCUUCUUCCUCCGCACUGCAACACUUCCUCCGCUUCCUGUUCCACCUUUGCUAAACAGUUUGCAUCGGAACAAGGGCAGGAACAGGAAACCAGCCACCCUACUCGCAGUGGUGUGCGUGUGCUUCAUCGUCGGAGAAACCGUUAGUGCGAGCGAGAGAGAGGGAGAGCGAGCGACAGCGCGUUUGCUGUUACACACCGAAAGAGUCAAGAUGGCCGAUCUGGACGCAGUGAAUCUCGGAUUAGACGAGACGGAGCGGGAUAUAGCGGAGGCGCUGGAAAACUCAUACGACACCCGAUCGGAAGCGUCCGGCGAUGGGGAUGCGGACGAGCCGGACGCGGACGAGGCCGACGGGUCGCAUCCAUCGAUCAGCUCGGUUAGCUCGGCCGAAUCCGACUCGGUCGGUACCGAUCUAGAGGAGGAGAACAACGACGACGACGGCGACGGUGGGGCAAGCGGCAAAAAGAAAAAGGGCGACGCAAAACCCACCCCAAAGCAGGAGAACGGUGCCGCAAAGAGAAAGGAAACGACAAAGAAAAAGACGAAGAAAGCUGCGGCGGAUAAGACCGACGGCGACAAUGCAAAGGAAGAGGAGGAGGAAGAGGAUGAUGACGACGAUGAGGAGAAUGAUGCGAAGGAGGACGAGGAAGAGCUGGACGAUCCCAUGGAAGAGGACGAUGAUGAUGACGACGACGAGGAGGAAGAGGACGAUGACGAAGAGGAGGAUGAUGAUGAGGAGGAGCAAGGGCGCCGUAGCAACAAGCGGACAAAGAAAACUAAAGCAGCGUCGGCAAAGGGGGGAGCUGCAGGCAAGAAGAAAGUUGUCGCCAAAAAGGCGGCCGUUGCCAAGCAACUGCCCAAAAAGAAAGCUAAAACUGCGGCUAUCACUACUCCUACCGCGGCCGAGAAGAAGGAAGGCGCUGAAAAGCCAACGGCUGCGGAGAAGAAGAAAAAGAAAGCGGCCACUGGUGCAUCACAGGAUGGGAAGAAGUCCGCCGGCAAGAAGAAGGAGGACAAGGAGUCCGCCGCUGGCGGUGCGAGCAAUGGUCCCGAGGAGAAGGAAGAUGCAGCCAACAACAGCACCAACAAUGCGAACGACACAAGCACCAGCAGUAGCAGCAGCAGUAGCAGCAGCAGUAGUAGCAGCGAGGCCGGCAGCAAAAAGGACGGACGCAAGUCGCGCAGCCGUAGCCCGGCGUCCGGUGCGCCGGAAGCGAAGCGCAGCCGCACGAAGGCGGCCGGCAAUGCGGCCGGCACGAAGAACACGGUCAAAUCGUACGACUACGUGACGAAGAUCAACUACCUGUUCCGGGAGGCGCGCUUCUUCCUGAUCAAAUCGAACAACCACGACAAUGUGGCGCUGUCCAAGAGCAAGGGCGUCUGGUCGACGCUGCCGCCGAACGAGGCCAACCUCAACCAGGCGUUCCGCGAGAGCCGCAACGUGAUACUGCUGUUCUCGGUGAAGGAGAGCGGCAAGUUUGCCGGGUUCGCGCGCAUGGGCGCGGAGGCGCGGCGCGACCUGCCAGCCGUCGACUGGGUGCUGCCGCCGGGCAUGUCGGCCAAGGCGCUGGGCGGCGUCAUCAAGAUAGACUGGGUGUGCAAGAAGGAGCUGCCGUUCACCAGCACCUCGCACCUGUACAACGCCUGGAACGACGACAAGCCGGUGAAGAUCGGGCGGGACGGGCAGGAGAUCGAGCCGAAGGUGGCGGAGGAGCUGUGCCGGCUGUUUACCGAGGACACCGGCAUCGACAUGACGCCGAUACUGAAGAAAUCGAAGGAAGCGUCCAAGCUGAUGAAGGAAAAGGCGGCCUCGAAGUCGUUCCGCCGGCCGCCCAACUUUGGCCGGCCCACGUCGUCAUCGUCGGGGCUGCGCAGCCGCAGCAGUGGUGGAAGUGGCGGCGGCGGCGGCAGCGGCGGUAUUGGCCCGAUACGGCGCGGUGGAAGACGCAUGUACCCGGGCCCGAGGGGUGGAAGAGAUGGCGGGGGUGGUGGUGGAGGCGGUGGCGGCGGCGGUAGUCGUUCCCAUGGGGGAAGCUCCAUGUUUGCACCGUACCGGAAAGACCGACAUGGCGGCGGCGGAAUGGGAGGAGGCAGCCGCCACGGAGGUCACGGAGGUGGCGGGAUGGGCCCCCGCAUGGGCAUGGGCGGUGGGAGCGGCGGCGAUGGAGGCGACCGUGGGGGCGGCGGUAUGUCGCGGGCCGCUGCAUUCGGGGCGAUGCACCAUCCGGCUCACCAUCAUCGCUGGGCGGAUGGGUACAGCUCGACUGCGGCGGCCGAGGCGUACGUGGCUGACUACAUGCGCAACAUGCAGAACCAGCUGCCUCCGAUGCCGUACGCGCCGCCGCCCGGGUUUCCCGCCAUGCCGCUACCGUACGACAAUAUGCCACCGCCACCGCGGUACUACGAUGGGCUGCCGAUACCGGAGUACCAGCUGCCGCCCGGUUCCAUCCCCGGCAGCGUGACCGGAGCCGGUGGCAUGCCGCCUCCCCGUAGCCAUGCGGCAACAGCGGCGGCCGCCGCCGCAAUAUACGACAAGCGUGCGUACGAGCAGAUGGAGGAGUUCAUGUGGAAGUCGGCCAACGGGAUGGGCGCUGGCGGUGCUGGUGGCGCCGGUGGCGGCGGUAGCAGCGGUGGCAGCCAGGGAGGGCUAAGCAGCGCGGUCGGAGGGCUGGUGGGCGGCCUGGCGACGAUGAAGGGACCGCCCCCGGUACUGCCCAGCCACGGUUACCAUGUGCCGCCGCCCAUGAUACCGCCGAUGCACCAUCACCACAUGCACCGGAAGAACGACCGUGGAGAUGGCGGUGUGGGCAAUUCGUCCGACCGUGGCGGACAGCAGCGGGGUGGAGAUCGCGAUCGGUCCAAUCAUCGCAGUGACCGUAACCAGCAGCAUCGCGGUGGUGGUGGUGGCGGCGGCGGUGGUGGUGGUGGUGGUAACCGUGGAUAUAACAAUCGUGAUAGACGAUGAUUCGAAGCUUCACCGUCCUACCAGUAUUCCCCGUACGAUCAGCAUGAUGGUGGUGCAUCGUACUAAUGCACCUUCCUUGCAAAGCAUUCAUCACGCUACGCCGCCGGAGGCUUUGACGUCACCCCACCCCCCUCCGAUCUUCGUGUGCAAUAACGUGUCUGUGUGUGUGUGUGUAUGUUUGUGUAUGAUGGUGUCCCUGCUGAUAUUUCAGGACCGCAUCCACAACACCGCAACAACUCCAUUUUGCAGCCCAACAGUUUCUCUAUCUCUCUGUCUGAAUGACCUCUCCCGUUGAUCAAUG
Messenger RNA from Anopheles coluzzii, 3471 nucleotides. It is a transcript of the gene Ythdc1, whose product is annotated as YTH domain-containing protein 1. The transcript has 4 exons. Gene Ontology annotation, cellular component: nucleoplasm. Gene Ontology annotation, biological process: mRNA splicing, via spliceosome; regulation of alternative mRNA splicing, via spliceosome. Bases 417 to 3170 code for a protein of 917 amino acids. Gene Ontology annotation, molecular function: N6-methyladenosine-containing RNA reader activity; mRNA binding. The record is from RefSeq and is a predicted model, not a curated record. Lineage: Eukaryota; Metazoa; Arthropoda; Insecta; Diptera; Culicidae.